UAAGCUGACAAAAUGAGUGGACGCGGCAAAGGAGGAAAGGGACUCGGAAAAGGAGGCGCUAAGCGUCAUCGUAAAGUUCUUCGUGAUAACAUCCAAGGCAUUACUAAGCCCGCUAUUCGCCGCUUGGCCCGUCGCGGUGGUGUGAAGCGUAUCUCCGGCCUGAUUUACGAGGAGACCCGCGGUGUACUAAAGGUGUUCUUGGAGAAUGUGAUCCGUGACGCAGUCACCUACACUGAGCACGCCAAGAGAAAGACUGUGACCGCAAUGGAUGUGGUGUAUGCUCUUAAAAGGCAGGGCCGUACUCUAUACGGUUUCGGAGGUUAACUCUACUGUCUUGAUUCCAACUCAACGGCUCUUUUAAGAGCCACACAACUCGUCUUAAGAAAUAAGUGUUCCAACUUUACAGUUAGUGGCUUGGGUACACAGAACUUUGUGAAGCUGUUAAGAGUGAUAAUGAGACUCUUAAACCUUGUAACGUGAUUCUACAUACGUUUUAUGGGCUUGUUAAGGAAACGGCCGUUGUGGUUGUAAGUAACUCGUCGGGCUGGCUUCGUGCCCCAAACCAAAAUGGCGGCGCCACUAAUGUGAAGUUAACAAUGUAAAUGACUUCACCUAGCUUUCCAAAAUCCACCUUUCCUAACCUUAAAAUGACUGUCUUGUUCGUUUCUCAAUGAAACUCCAUUUCCCUGUAAAACCUAACAUUCUACUGAUUAGUUGUCUAAGGACAUAACUUUUUAAAAACAAAAUGGAGGAUGCCAUAACGCGCUGUGAUGUAGUCUCUAGAAAUGGCUUCUAAUCAGCUCCACAGAGCUGCGCUGUGUUUGUGCUGAACAUUUUCUAUUUAGUGAUAUCAGAAAAGCAAGUUAAAAAAAAUACAACUUCACGGACACAGUGAGUUUUUCAUCUCCUGUGAAACAUUGUCUAAAAUGACAUACAAAGUUUUGAUGUUUCUAAUUUAAUUUUUUCAGUCUCCUAUCACAAAGAAGUGUUUUACUGUGAGGAUGGAACCCUUCAAAAUCUGAAAUGACCAUUCUGGGUUUAAUUAAAAUAAAUGUUUACUGUAAUUUAACAUAGCAAAAUUUAGUUAUUUACAGUACAACGCAAUUGUAUGUUAAAUGUUCGUUCACCAGAGCCAAAUGUAAGAAAAAUAUGGCAGAGUAACUAAAAAGUUCGUAGUUAAAGUAUAACCCCUAUACUUUAAACUAAUAACCAUUUGCAGCAGAAAGC
Messenger RNA from Neolamprologus brichardi, 1227 nucleotides. RefSeq names its product histone H4. Lineage: Eukaryota; Metazoa; Chordata; Actinopteri; Cichliformes; Cichlidae. Gene Ontology annotation, molecular function: structural constituent of chromatin; protein heterodimerization activity; DNA binding. Gene Ontology annotation, cellular component: nucleosome. The record is from RefSeq and is a predicted model, not a curated record.